CGAGAGAUAGAGAGAAUUUAAACUUACCUUAUAAGCAUAAAUUACUCAGUGGAAACAGAAACUGAGCUUAAUGGUUUCUCGACAAGAAGGAACCCUCUACUCCAGAAAGAGGGAUUUUACCAUAUGUGAGGAGGAGUUUCACAAUUUAUCCAAGAAGAGCAAACAAGAAGAUCAAUCACAGGGAAAACUUCAGAGCAGUCUGUUCAAUGAACGACCAAAACCAGAGAGUAUGAGAUCAGUUACCUUUGAUUUUGAACUUCAUCUCCACACUUCUAUAGAGGCUAAGGGAUAUUCGGGAGCAUAUGAGGAUCAUAGGACAUACACCAAAGAUCCGGUGAAUGUUGGACGACCUAAGAUAAGCCUAGACUUAGAGCUGAACCUUUCACCUUCUUACUCACCUUCACAAACCACAACGGAGACUGUGUCAUCAUCAAAGGGUAAAGACUGGACAAGACCGAGUAAGAAGGCAACAAUUGGGAGAGGAUUAAACCGAUCACUGUCUUGGCUUGCUUUCGAAGGUGGUGAUGAUGAUCACAAGGAGCAAGAGAUGGUAACAAAAGUGUGCAUGAAAUGCCAUAUGCUGGUUAUGCUGUGCACAUCAACUCCUGUUUGUCCUAACUGCAAGUUCUUGUACCCACAUGAUCACAGCUCUACAAAACUGUUUAGACCAUCAAAUUUACUGAGACUCAUGUGUUAGGCUCCUCAGGGGUUACUGGAUCUAUAAUAUGUGUACGGAAUAAUAUGAGGCAGAGACUAUGUAUAUAUACUACAAGUACCAAACAUUUUACUAUUAUGCUUUGUAUGAAAAAUAUUUCAUCUGUUUGUUCUUGGUUUAGAUCUGCAUUGAAUUGUACUUGAGAUAUCACGCACACGGAAUGUUACAUGUCUAUUAGAUUUGCAAACUAAACAUUUAUUGAUAUUUGACUAUACAGUAUGUAAU
Messenger RNA from Eruca vesicaria subsp. sativa (arugula), 940 nucleotides. The record is from the annotation of a GenBank genome assembly. Lineage: Eukaryota; Viridiplantae; Streptophyta; Magnoliopsida; Brassicales; Brassicaceae.